GGGGGAAUGAUCAUCACCCAAAGUGUACGGCCGCGGAAGGGACAAGGAUUCUUCUCGACAUGGCUCAAAGUCACCAGCUGCCCUUCAGACUUUCUGUCUGGGCAAUUCUCCUCCUCUUUCUGAUUACUGGAUCCCAGAGCCAAACAGAUGAGCAAUUUCACCUUAGGAACCGUACAGAUAAAGAUAUCCAAGAGAAUGCUGAGAUCAUAUUAGAGUUACUUUGGGGAGGAAUUGAAAUUAUGGCAAAUGAGACCAUCAAGGUAGAAGAUGAAGAACUGGCCACUCUGCGUCCUGCAAAGCGCUUACUCUGGAUCUUCCAGCAUAAAGUUCCCAAAAACCCAUCAGGAAUUGAAGAAUACCUGGAUCACUUCUCUCAGUCUGACACCCCUAUCACUCCAGAGGAAUUUGAACAGCUGGUUUUCACUACUAUCUUUACUGCUUACCAGAUUCGCCUUGUCCAAGGCCUGGAUAAAAAUCUGUGGAUCAACCUUUUCUCUCAGCUGGUCAAUGAAAUCCUCCGGGAGCUCUGCAAACAAUUCUGUCCUGAGGAACUGACUGAUUCUGUUCAACAUUUAGCCUCCAGGCCUUGGCAGGAAAUGCCUUCCUAUGUUAGCGCAUUGAAGAAAUUCUAUCAGCCUAGCUUUGUUAUGACUCAAGGAAACUGAUUUUCCUGUGUAAAGGGCAAAACCUGAGUUGUCUUUCACCCCAUAAUAUGCAAACUAAAAUAUGUUUGAAGUUCUUUGAUCUCUGUAACAUUAUCUGAGGCUCUGCCUGGACCAAAGUAGCAAUCUUCCUGCUUCAUUUUCCCAAGUUUAGUAGACAGUCAAAGUCUUUAGUGUAAUCUGAUUUAGGAGAGCCUUUCCCAAUGACCUUGAAAUGUACUCUAAUUUACAACACCCAGACAUGACUAGUCUGACAAAGAAUUCUGGGGCUUGUAGUCCUGACACAUAUGGAGAACACCACAUUAGAAAAGGCUGGUCCUGGAGCUUGGACACUGCUUUCCUUCUCUCUCUAGAGCAGGGGUGUCAAACUCAAGGCCUGUGGCCCAGAUCCAGCCUGUGGGGUGCU
This is a messenger RNA of Notechis scutatus (mainland tiger snake), 1068 nucleotides long. RefSeq names its product family with sequence similarity 180 member B (gene FAM180B). NCBI's taxonomy places the organism in Eukaryota, Metazoa, Chordata, Lepidosauria, Squamata, Elapidae. The record is from RefSeq and is a predicted model, not a curated record.